Messenger RNA from Aplosporella prunicola CBS 121167, 2436 nucleotides. RefSeq lists its product as uncharacterized. The coding region runs from base 51 to 2147 and encodes 698 amino acids. The record is from RefSeq and is a predicted model, not a curated record. The transcript is spliced from 8 exons. NCBI's taxonomy places the organism in Eukaryota, Fungi, Ascomycota, Dothideomycetes, Botryosphaeriales, Aplosporellaceae.
CACGGCUUCACUCGGAAGGAUAUAUUUGGUCUUCACCUUCACAGUGUUUCAUGAUGUCCGGAUCCCAGCCUCCCGCCCGGCGGCAGGAUCCUUUUGAUGCCUUUCGCUCCAACCUCAAAGGCACAUCCUUCGCGCCUUUCGAUACACUAAGCGCAAAACGCUGGAGUAAGACGCUAGCAGACAUCAAGAGCGGCUACUUUAAAUACGCCAGAUUGACCAACGGCCAACUCCCUGGAGAUGAUGUCUUGCGCGAGCAGUGGACAGACUGCAUAAGCCAUGCUUUGAUCAAUGACGAAUAUUUCCAAGACCUGGUCAUCGAGCACGCUCUAACCUCUACGUCAAGCUACGCGUUUAGCGAUCUCAACGCAAAACGCAACCAAAGCUGGUUGGCUGGAAUAUACCUUCCAGGAUUCUAUCACAAAUUUGGCAAUUUUUCGAAGGGUUGUGACCGUUUCCCUCCGGAGGUCAUCAAUCAAGCGAUUAAAUCAGCAGUAACAACCCUGGAAGCUAUUCUUAGCGAGGUGGCUAUUUCGGAGGGUGUUGCCGAAGAAUAUCAGGUUAUGCCGCGCAGUCGCACCACGAAUGAAUUCAUAGCGACCUUAUUUCAGAAGACUCAGAACGAGAAACACGGGAACAAUAUGCGGAUGAAUCUCUACGACAAUCUUCGAGCCUUCGGCGAUGCAACACAAUCAGCGGAGUUGGAAUCCUCGAAGUCAUGGCUCAUGCAAAAGUAUAGAAAUACUUUGAUCAUUAGGAAAGCGGACAGCCUGAUCGAUAAAUUUGGCUCCAAGGCCAUGGAAGUCCUGGAAGAGUGCGGCAAAUGCCCCGCUGUCGCGCAGAUGCCACGCUUGACAGAAGAAGAGAUCGCCAUGGUCAAGCAACUUCGGGACCGUAGUGCAAAGAAAGAAGAACAAAACAAAGCGGCAAAACCCAUGGAACCUAAGGGCAAGGGCGAGAGUGAGGCCCAAACCAUGGUACCGGAAUAUCAGUGGCUGCGUAUGGAGGUGACGAGAAGAUACUCGCGCCCCAUCUGUUACCCACGUUGGGGUAAGCCACUGGGCCAUAUCCUUACUGUUGACCAAAGUUAUCCACAUCCUAAGGUAAAGUCUUCUGAACUGGAAGACUUCUUGGAGGAGGAAACAAUCCUAUCUGAGUCAACAUCUGAUAUCCUUAAAAUGGCGGACGACAUUCUAAGUGGUCGCGAAGUUUCCUAUAAGGGAGCGGCUGCUCUAGAGCCUUCUCCAAACAUCGUGUCGAAAUGCGUUGAACAUAUCAAUAGUGAAACGAGACGCAAACUCCACAAAUCUUCAUGGGACAAGAUGAUACAGGAACUUGCGAGUAUCACUGCUCGUCCGGACGAAGCUCGUACAGCCACUAUUACUUCUUCCGUCUUUCAUGGUUUCCGUAAGACCAUGAUGCUAGACAACUGGCUUCACGUAAGAAAGCUUUUUCAAGCCAUCACAGUGCAUGUCAGUUCUCAAGGUCACGAUGAGGGUGGUGACAACGCUGGCAAUGACAGUGGAGACGAUACUCUUCAGUGCUGCAGAGAAGCCGAGAGACAGCUGGUGAUGGUACUUGCCGCCAUUGGUACUGGCGCUGAGGAUCCAUUGCCAUGGAUCCUGACUCUGGAUUACGUUUUGUGCAACAAUUGGAGAGCUAUUCAGGCACGGCUACACGAAAACCAUCUAAACCCUGAUUCGCCACUGCUCAACGUUCUGAUCAAGAUCUACAAUGAGCUUGUUCUCUUUGCCCAUGGAGCUGCUAUAGUUGCAGUCUUGCAGCGAACGCACUCUCAACAGCAAAGGAACCCAUUCGCUUGGUACGAGUCUAUUCGCAAAUUCAACUCCAAAUGUGCCGACACCGAUUGUACUCGCUUGCUUCCGAACCCGGAGCACAUCGCAGAACACCAGAUGUCCCGAAUUAAGACGUUUAUGUCUGUCGAGGCGUGUGAAGCACGCCUGGGUAAUUGCAGUGUCCGUUCAUUCAUUUCGAACAAUCGACAGAACGGUUACAACUGCCUCUCCGAACUUCUGGCCUUCUACACAAUGGACGAACAGCUCGUAAUCCUUGUCUUCUGGUACAACCACAUUUUCCACGCCGAAUGCUCGAAGCCAAGCCAAGGCGAGCUUCAGGUCAACUGCUUCUAACUUGAAGAUGAGAGCUUGGAUUGAACAGACUCAUUCACAAUCCGCCAAGGUAUAGCGAGUUUAAUGGUUGAGUCUGGUUGAGUGCGGAGACAUGAUGGCAUCAACAAGGAACUCUACAUGCACGAUGGAUAAAAUAAAUAAAACAAAUAAAAAAAAAUAAAGAUAAAACGAUCGAAAAAAUCGAAACUAAAUCCAAUGGGCCAAAAAAGAAUCUAAUAAUGCAAAGAAGAGUAAAAAAAGUCCAGUAAGAGCGGAAUUUAGAGUUUCCUCGCUAGAAACAACCUCCGGA